Colletotrichum higginsianum IMI 349063 is the source of this 1263-nucleotide messenger RNA. Its product is annotated as Ankyrin repeat protein. Bases 1 to 1263 code for a protein of 420 amino acids. The record is from RefSeq and is a predicted model, not a curated record. The transcript has 3 exons. Lineage: Eukaryota; Fungi; Ascomycota; Sordariomycetes; Glomerellales; Glomerellaceae.
AUGCCAGGUUCCGCAAUUGGGCCGCAAAAGAAAGCUCGGGGAUGCGGAAAGUCUGUGCUGAGUUCCAUUGCCGCUGACCGAAUCCUACAAAGUUCUCGGGGCCCUGCGGUGGUUUAUCUGAUGAUAGCUUUCGACAGACCUAGAUCUGAGUAUCAUAUCAUCAACCAAGUCGCUGUACAGCUGCUUGAUCACGCCACGAAGAGCGGCGUGGGCAUUGACUCUGAGGCUAUGUCCCUUAUCUACGAAGAUGACCAGGACGCAAAGAAGCUCGACCAGGACUCAAAGAAGCUCGCGAAGAUCCACGAGCUAAUCAAGUUUUUGGUUUCACAAUGCACCUCUGUCCUCUUCUUCCUUGAUGGCUUCGACGAGUAUGAAUCAUUCGCAAGAACCAAGCGUCAAACUCAAAAAGCGCACUCACCCGAAGGACGGCUCAAGAAUUUCUCUGGUAAAAGUGUGCGCCUUUGGUUGACUUCGCGGACGAUCACAGAGCCGAAAGACUCUUCCUUCGUUGAAAUUUCACUCGACGAGUCCUUAACGGCUGAAGACGUUAGUUCGUUCAUUUGCUAUGAGACGAACGAACUUCUUGAUAGCCUUGUCAGCGAUUCUCGACGAAAGCAUGUCACGGCCAAGCUACAAGAAAUGGCGAAAUCAAACUUUCUAACGGCAAAUCUGCUGGUCCAUCAUAUGCGUAAAGCCGAGAACUCUUCACAGCUCUUCAAUCUGAUCGAAUCAGGGAGAAGCUUGAGCGAAGUCAGCGAUCUUUACGACGAAGCAAUCGGAAAAUUACGAAAUGCUGAAGUUACUUACCGCUGCGGCGAGACUGUGGUCUCUCUCCCUGUCUUGCAGAUCAUUUCCAUAGUAGCUUUUGCAAAGCGGCCUCUAAGAAUUGGCGAGCUUCUUGACGCUCUUGUUUUCGUUCAAAAGCCGUCACCCAACAUAUCCAUUGAAGAUCUUUGUGAUAACCUCUUAGCAGAGAGUUUUGUGACCGUCACUGGUGACGAGAUCCAGCAUCUCUGUGCGCCGUUCACCUCAUUCCAACUGUCCGAAGACAGGAAUACAGGUGCCUUCAUCAAACUGUCCCAUUCUUCAGCGUCAAAAUUUCUGCACAGAAUCUCAACGACAGUCAAUUCUGGUGAAGGUUACCCAGCUCUCAGUCCUGAUUUUAUUUGUAACAUUUGCAUCAAGUACCUGUCGCAGAAGCGCUUGAUCGACGGCCAACAUGAGCCUGGCCGGAACUCGCGCUUCUUUCCAUACGCCGCAUAG